Molecule: messenger RNA, 972 nt
Organism: Symbiodinium sp. CCMP2592
Lineage: Eukaryota; Dinophyceae; Suessiales; Symbiodiniaceae
Source: the annotation of a GenBank genome assembly
AUGCUGGACGACUCUCGCCAGUACUUGCAGGUUGGCCGAGGAGAGGUUUUCGGCCCCACUGCCAUCGCCCAAAUGGUACUAGCAGUGAGCCGUCUGCGGGAGGAGCAUGCCGGCGGGCUGGCGCAGCAGCACCAGCAGGAGCUGGAGGCCAUCAACAAUGAGAUGGCCAGGAGGACGGAUGAGCUUCGAACGGAGCAGCAAGAGAAGCUGCGUGAGAGAGAGGGCAAGCUGUGGCAGCAGCAGAAGGAUCUGUCCGCGAAGUACGCCCAGCUGCAGGCAGAGUACGAGCAAGCGCAGCAGGAGGCCAGUAGCAGUCUCCAGGCUCGGGAUGCUUUGGAGAGAGCCGUCCAGACAGCAUGGGAUCAACAAGUGGAGCUUGAGCGGAAGCUGGAGGGCAGUCGCGCAGACUGCGAGGCCCGCGAGGUGCAGCUGAUGAAGCUUCAGCAAGAGCACGGCAGCUUGCAGCAGCAGCAUACGGAGCUGCAACAGGCCCACAAGUCCCUGCAAAGGGAGCAUAAGCGAUUGCAGACCGAGCACGCAGGUGCAGUCCAGGCACGGGAGCAGUUGACCAGCGACUUCGAGCGGGAACGACAAAGCCUGCAAGCCGACAUCUCGGAUGCAAAGGCAGCCGCAUUCGACACAAUCAUGCAGAUGCGAGCUUCGAGGACCUCGCCUGCCGCGAUCCGACGAGACGACGAAGAGACGAUUCACCAGUCCGACUUUGACUUCGGGUCGCUUCAUCAGGCUGCGGCUCAGCUCUUCGAGCAGCCCAAGCCAGUUCCUGAAAGCGUCCAGCACAAGGUCAUCGAGGUCUUCCGGCGGUCUGGCAGCCGGGAGAUGGAUGCAAAGACUUUUCGGGACCUUUGGAACCGCGCCUUCCCGCACGAGAAGCUGGAGUUCAAGGAUUACGGCGAUGUCAAAGGCUUGCUGGGCAACAUCCCUAUUGUCGAGAAGGCCAGGAUGUGCGGUUAA